Messenger RNA from Paraglomus occultum, 373 nucleotides. The record is from the annotation of a GenBank genome assembly. NCBI's taxonomy places the organism in Eukaryota, Fungi, Glomeromycota, Glomeromycetes, Paraglomerales, Paraglomeraceae.
AUGGAUUACAAACCACGUAUUGCAAUCAUUGGCGCUGGUGUUACUGGUUUGACUGCCAUUAAGCAAUGUUUAGUUGCUGAAUUGGAACCAAUCUGCUUCGAACAGACAGCUCAGACCGGCGGAUUAUGGAGAUACACUGAAAUCACCGACGAAAAUCAGAAUCCUCAUUCUUCUGUAUAUCGCAGUACCGUCAUCAACACAAGUAAAGAACAUAUGACAUUUUCUGAUUUUCCAAUUCCAGAAGAUUGGCCACCAUUUCUUCCGCACUAUAAAGUAGCCGAGACUAAUUGCAUACUCUCUCCAAGGUACUAUGACAUGUAUGCAGAUAAAUUCAGGCUAUGGCCGCAUAUCAGAUUUAAUACAACCGUAUUGA